GUAAAAUAUAAAUCAGACUCGACUCCACCGAGCUCUGGACUCUGCUUCGCUUCCUCUUGAAGAAAGGUUCACUGCUACAUCAGAAAAUUGUUUUUGAUCUUCAGAGAGUACAAUGGGGAGACUCCUCACAGCACUGAGCGUUCUGCUCGUUUUACACAUGGCCUCAUCCUACAGACUGGUGUGCCACAUGACCAACUGGGCCCAGUACAGGCCCAGCAGUGCCAAAUUCACCGCAGACGACAUUGACCCCUUCCUGUGCACACAUGUCAUCUACGCUCUGGCCACCAUCAACAGCUUCAACCAGAUCAGCCCCAAUGAGUGGAACGAUGAGCAGCAGUACAUCCAGCUCAACCACCUCAAGAACGUUAAUCCUGCUCUGAAGACUCUGCUGUCAGUCGGAGGAUCAGACAAUGGAUUGAGCCCAUUCAUCGCCAUGGUCGCCAAUCCUGAGGGCCGCCAAGCCUUCAUCAGGUCGGCAAUCAGUUACCUCCGCACCCAUAACUUUGACGGGCUGAACUUGGCCUGGGAGUAUCCUGGACACAACGGAAGCCCACAGACAGACAAGGAGAGGUUCACUCUGCUGGUCACGGAGCUGUCAAAGGCCUUUGAGGACGACGCCAAGGAAAACAGGAAGACCCAGCUGCUGCUGUCAGCCAACGUGGCGUCUUUGCGUCCCACCAUCGACAGAGCCUACGAGGUCAAUAAGAUCGCAGAUCCCCUUGACUUCCUCAAUGUCAUGACUUAUGACUACCAUGGACACUGGGAGGCAGCUACUGGACACAACAGCCCACUCUACCGCAGCUCUGUGGACUCCGGCUCACACAUUCAUCACAACAUCAACUCUUCCAUCUCCCACUGGCUGGCUCUGGGAGCACCAGCCGAGAAGCUGCUGCUGGGUUUCGCCACCUAUGGACGAACUUACCGCCUAACCAGCGGUGCUACUGGCCUGGGAGCACCAGCUAAAGGCCCCGCCGAUGCCGGACCCUACACUCGCACUGCCGGCUUCUGGGCCUACUAUGAGAUCUGUGACUACACUUCCAGUGCUACUGCUGGAUGGAUCCCUGAACAGGAGGUUCCUUACGCCACCUAUGGAAGUUCCUGGGUGGGCUAUGAUGACAUGCGCAGCUAUUCUUCCAAGGUCGAGUGGAUGACUGGCAACAACCUGGGAGGUGCUCAUGUGUGGACUCUGGACAUGGAUGACUUUGGUGGAUACUUCUGCGCAGCUGGAACUUAUCCUCUUGUCAACCACCUCAGGAUGUCAAUGGGCUUUGGCCCAAAGCCCACCACCACCCCAGCCCCCACCACCACCAGGGACCCUGUUGCAGACUUCUGCCGUGGCCGCCCCAAUGGCCUGUAUGAGAACGUAGCUGAUAAGACCACCUACUUUCAGUGCUUCCAGGGAAACACCUACCUGCACAGCUGCCAGCCCGGCCUCAUCUACAUCGACUCCUGCAAGUGCUGCGACUGGCCCUGAGCCACAGACUGAACUACAAGCACACACCGAGUCCAUGAAUGUACACCGCAGUGAAUUAUCUCAGUGUCAGUGUGCAAUGAUUAACCUUGCAGCUAGCUCACUGCAUUCUUCAACAAAUUAAACAAUUUUUACUGACCCGAUGAAUGAUAUGACAGAUUUUCUACUCCAAAAUGACACAUGUAACUGCAUUAUGUUCUUCUAUAUGUCUCUCCACUUACUUUCUAACAAUGGUUGAAUUGUGAAUAAAGUGGCUGUGCUCGGAUGA
Messenger RNA from Anoplopoma fimbria (sablefish), 1739 nucleotides. Its product is annotated as acidic mammalian chitinase-like. Gene Ontology annotation, cellular component: extracellular region. The record is from RefSeq and is a predicted model, not a curated record. Gene Ontology annotation, biological process: carbohydrate metabolic process; chitin catabolic process. Bases 113 to 1474 code for a protein of 453 amino acids. Gene Ontology annotation, molecular function: chitinase activity; chitin binding. NCBI's taxonomy places the organism in Eukaryota, Metazoa, Chordata, Actinopteri, Perciformes, Anoplopomatidae. The transcript is spliced from 12 exons.